Messenger RNA from Cyclospora cayetanensis, 387 nucleotides. RefSeq lists its product as uncharacterized. The record is from RefSeq and is a predicted model, not a curated record. Lineage: Eukaryota; Apicomplexa; Conoidasida; Eucoccidiorida; Eimeriidae. The coding region runs from base 1 to 387 and encodes 128 amino acids. The transcript has 3 exons.
AUGGUGCGGGCAUUAGAGGACAGAAAGUGCGAUUUGAUUGCAGCCCUAGAGUCACGCACUUCAAGUUCAAAAACGAAAAAUGCGGCGCUGAAGGCUUUGAAGAAGUUUACUCCAAUGCCACACAAGGACCUGGAUGAGGAAUUCGACCAAAGGCAGUGCAACAUGAAGAAAUACGUGCAAAUGCAAUACUUUAUGUGCUGGAGAUGUGACAAGGCGAAGGCCACAAACUGUAAAGUCCUGUGGAGCACUUCAAAAGGACUGAAGAUCGUAUGCCCCGCUUGCUACAAUGCCUUGCUAGACUUUGUUGAGUUGCAGCGUGCAAAGAGGGAAAAUGCAAUUUAUUUUGACUUCCAGAAAAAAAAAUCGCAAAAAGGCGAUGCGAAAUAG